CGCUUCGAGCGCGUCCCAUCUGCCUCUUUCACCAACCUCCAAUACGUCACCCGCCCGAUUCGCUCACCCGCGGCUACAUCCAGGUCGGCUACUACAGCGCGCUCGCUUACCAUUGGCCCUGUCCAUCUCAGACUUCACCCUCUGAGUAACCGCGCGCAGAAGCUUUGCAUCGGCCCUAGCGUACCUACAGGCGAUACUCUACACUUUCAGAUACCCCACCAGAUACCAUGGCCGAUACUGCCGGCUAUCCCACAGACGGCAAGCUGGAUGCCCACAACGUGCACACCAACAACAAGCGGAAGCGCGACACGCGCGAUCAGGGCCUGAACCGACCCGCUCCCCACACCGCCAACAACGACCUGACCGACCAAGCGACUGCCUCAUUCCUUGCUGCGCACAACGCUGCCGACGACGACAUGCAGCAGCAGUUUGACGUGCACCACAACGGUGGGACCAACACGGCAAGUGUUGGCGAUACUGCUGCGGCCGCGCUUGCCUACCACCAGAUGACGGUACCCCAAGCAACCGAGCUCCAGUUCCAAACGCAAAACUCGGGGGAUGGCUCUUUCAGUAUGGGAGACCACAACCAACAACAAACGGGCAUGCAGGACUUUAGCCUCGAGGCCUUGAAGGCUGCCACACAGACGGGCCGUCCCGGCCAAACAGCACCCAGCGACUCGCCACCGCAAAGCGCCACCCACAAGCCUCAAGUCGGCACAGAAGAGUGGCACAAGGUACGGAGGGAUAACCACAAAGAAGUCGAACGCCGCCGCCGCGAGACUAUCAACGAAGGCAUCAACGAACUCGCCAAGAUCGUUCCAGGUUGCGAAAAGAACAAGGGAUCUAUUCUGCAACGAGCAGUGCAGUUCAUUACUCAACUCAAGGAGAACGAGCAACAAAAUAUCGAGAAAUGGACGCUCGAGAAGCUACUCACCGAGCAAGCCAUCACCGAGCUCAGCGCGAGUUGCGACAAGUUCAAAGCCGAAUGCCAACGGGCAUGGGACGAGUGCCAGAUCUACAAGCGCGCAUGCGAAAACAACGGCAUCCUGCCUGACGAGAUCAAAGAGCGUCAGGAGAACGGCGAACAGACGGGAGCGAAUCCCAUGUAGAACACGGAAGAAACGUCAUCUGAUUAGUGGUUAGAUUGGGUCCGACCCGACCUGUCUAGCCCUGCUCUCCAUCGACCAUGUCCUGUCGACACGAUGUUGAUGAUACCUUGUUAGCUAUGUUCGGGGACUAUACAUCUGUACUUCAUUUCUUGGCCUGUCGGUCUACUGUUCAUCCCGCGCACUUU
Molecule: messenger RNA, 1294 nt
Organism: Alternaria alternata
Lineage: Eukaryota; Fungi; Ascomycota; Dothideomycetes; Pleosporales; Pleosporaceae
Exons: 2
Coding region: 228-1109 (293 amino acids)
Cellular component (GO): nucleus
Molecular function (GO): protein dimerization activity; DNA-binding transcription factor activity
Source: RefSeq, a predicted model, not a curated record